Ilex paraguariensis (yerba mate) is the source of this 1600-nucleotide messenger RNA. The record is from the annotation of a GenBank genome assembly. NCBI's taxonomy places the organism in Eukaryota, Viridiplantae, Streptophyta, Magnoliopsida, Aquifoliales, Aquifoliaceae.
AUGGCAAACUACGACCUGACACCACGAAUCGCUCCCAAUCUGGAUCGGCACCUGGUAUUCCCACUGCUGGAGUUCCUACAAGAGCGCGCACUGUACCCAGACGAACUCAUACUUAAAGCGAAGAUCGAACUGCUCAACAACACGAACAUGGUCGACUACGCCAUGGACAUCCACAAGUCUCUCUACCACACAGAAGACGUUCCUCAAGAUAUGAUUGAGAGGAGGGUUGAAGUGGUGGCAAGGUUGAAGGCUUUGGAGGAGGCGGCUGCACCAUUGAUCUCAUUCUUGCAGAACCCAAAUGCUGUUCAGGAGUUGAGGGCUGAUAAGUCGUACAAUCUUCAGAUGCUCAAUGAUCGAUACCAGAUUGGUCCCGAGCAGAUAGAGGCGUUAUAUCAUUACGCCAAAUUCCAGUUUGAAUGUGGAAACUACUCUGGUGCUGCUGAUUAUCUGUAUCAAUACUGGGGCUUAUGCACAAACAGUGAAAGGAGUUUGAGUGCAUUAUGGGGGAAGCUAGCAGCUGAGAUUUUGAUGCAAAACUGGGAUAUUGCACUUGAAGAACUUAACCGGUCGAAGGAAAUUAUUGACUCAAAGAAUUUCUCAUCUCCUCUGAAUCAAGUACAAAACAGAAUUUGGCUAAUGCAUUGGAGUCUCUUCAUCUUCUUCAACCAUGACAAUGGCAGAACACAAAUCAUUGACCUGUUUAAUCAGGACAAGUACUUAAAUGCCAUUCAAACGAAUGCUCCCCAUCUUUUGCGUUACCUGGCUACUGCAUUCAUUGUCAACAAACGCAGGAGACCUCAAUUUAAAGAUUUUAUAAAAGUUAUUCAACAAGAGCAGUACUCUUGUGAAGAUCCCAUCACACAGUUUUUGGCAUGUGUAUUUGUCAAUUAUGACUUUGAUGGGGCUCAGAGAAAGAUGAGAGAGUGUGAGGAAGUAAUACUGAAUGAUCCAUUCCUUGGAAAACGAGCCGAAGAAGGCAACUUUUCAUCUGUUCCAUUGAGGGAUGAGUUCCUUGAAAAUGCACGUCUUUUCAUUUUUGAGACCUACUGCCGAAUUCAUCAGCGCAUUGACAUGGGUGUGCUUGCAGAGAAACUAAAUUUGAAUUAUGAGGAGGCAGAGAGAUGGAUUGUGAAUCUUAUCCAAACCUCCAAGCUUGAUGCUAAGAUUGAUUCUAAGACAGGAACCAUUGUGAUGGAACCUAAUCACCCCAACGUGUAUGAGCAGCUUAUUGACCACACUAAGGCACUCUCUGGGCGCACUUACAAACUAGUUAGUCAGCUUCUGGAACAUGCUCAGGCACCGUCUGCUCGAUAAGUUUGGCAGUGAUGUUGCUAUUUAAUGUCAGUUUUGACAUUCUCAAAUCGUUUUUUGUUAAGAUAUUUACAUAAGGGCAAAAUGUUUGAUGUUUUUCUUUUCUUAAAUUUUUGAAAAAGAAAAUAUGAAAAUUCAUAAAUUUGUGAAGAUAUUCUAGUUAAUAUUCUCAAGUUGUCUGAUCAGUUGUUUACAUGGAGUUCUUUAGAUUUUGUUGAUGUUGGAAUUGUGUCCUGGUAAUUUGUUGUUCUCUUUUGUACUCCUGAGAGAUUUUUUCUGGAAUGCCACA